AUGGAAGCAGGUCACUAUACUACACCGCUUCGGUGCCAAGGCUUCGACCUUGCGCUAAAGCUCACCACAAUGAUCGAUCUCGAUUCAGCCAGGAGAGACCGCCCUCCCCCUGAAUCCACCCGGUACCUGCAUCCAAGGCCGAUUCUGCUAGCAUCGGAAGGCAUCGCUCGAGUGCGCAUCGACCUCGAUCGGCGAUCUCAAUCGGAUUUCACCGACCAGAACUUCAUCCCUAAAGCUGGCCCGCCGUACUCGAAUCCAUCGACGGCAGCAUCCAAGUGUUGGGGCUUCGGUUUCUCGGCAUCGAUCGAAGAAGAUAAAGUUCGCCUUCGAUGGUGCAUUUCGAGUUCAUCUGAUCCCGAUAGGCAAGGAGCCAUGGGAUAA
Moesziomyces antarcticus is the source of this 381-nucleotide messenger RNA. RefSeq lists its product as uncharacterized. The record is from RefSeq and is a predicted model, not a curated record. NCBI's taxonomy places the organism in Eukaryota, Fungi, Basidiomycota, Ustilaginomycetes, Ustilaginales, Ustilaginaceae. The transcript is spliced from 3 exons. The coding region runs from base 1 to 381 and encodes 126 amino acids.